Messenger RNA from Leptonychotes weddellii (Weddell seal), 1266 nucleotides. The record is from RefSeq and is a predicted model, not a curated record. Lineage: Eukaryota; Metazoa; Chordata; Mammalia; Carnivora; Phocidae.
CUCCAUGGCGACCGCGUGGGCUUGGCAGCCUGCAUUGUUGGGCUGCCCCUCUCGGCGUCCGGGUGUGCCAGCGUGCUCGCGGAGCCGGGAGCUGCAGGUGACUGCAGACCAAGGAGGAUGAGCAGAGGUCCCCGGAGCACUGUUUCCUCCUGGCUGACAGAUGGAAGGAAGCAGGUCCUGCGAGGUUCCCCCGGGGACGGCUGAUCCAGAGAGCGACGCUGGUCAAGUUAGGAGCACGCCUGCUUCCCCCUCCAAAGAGGUUCACAAGGGUGUUAAGGGGGUCAUCUUGUCUUCCUCGUCGAUUUUAGACUUGAGUCAAAGUGGUCUUCACCAUUUAGGAGAGAUCUUUAAAAUUCCCAACCUUAAACAAUUGCAUCUUCAAAGAAAUGCCCUCUGUGAGAUUCCUAAAGAUUUCUUCCAGUUACUGCCAAACCUUACUUGGUUGGACCUCCGCUAUAACAGAAUCAGAGCGCUUCCUUCUGGGAUUGGGUCUCACAAGCAUUUGAAAACUUUGCUUUUAGAAAGAAAUCCUAUCAAAAUGUUGCCUGUGGAGCUGGGGAACGUGAUCUCACUGAAAGCGCUGAACCUGAGACACUGCCCUCUGGAGUUCCCCGCUCCACUCGUGGUGCAGAAGGGACUGGGCGCUAUCCUGGCCUUCCUGCAGAUCUAUGCUGCCCAGCACUCUGCCCCCCAAGAUUUAACUUCUCAAGGUUUGUGGGACAAUUACUACAACAAACUGCAUUAAAACUGAAGUUAGUGAUUUUCAAAGCCAGGACCGGGAGGCUGUCUCCUCCUUAAUGAUGUCACAAGGCCUCGCGUGUCCUCUGCUGGACUCACACCGUGUUCAUGUGUCUUUGCCGACCUGUCAGAGCUAUGCCCUUACUUGGUUCUGUGCUCAUGGGUUUGCAUUCUCAGUUCCCAUUAUAGAGCCUGUCUAAGGUGGAUUUUGGUAAAAAUUCACUGGGUUAAAUCAAAUGAAACCGUUCUCACCCUCACCACCAAGCUACCAUCAGGCACCUGUUUCAGGAAUUACCUGGUCCUUCAGACCACUACUUAACAGCAAGCACAACAGAACGCCCUUACUCCUGUUUUGGUGGGUGCUCAUUAAACACUUGAUCCCAUGUUUUCAACGCACGGACCAUCCAGCCGUGCAUUCCCACAUGCUCAUGAGUGAGCACCUAGUCACACUUAGGCAAAGUGGAGAUAAAAGAGAAUUGUAAUUGAAUGCUCACAAAAAAGUAAGUAUUCCAAAAAUUUACUUCAGAA